GAUCUUCAACAUCAUCGCCAGCCCGACUCCGCGAGCAAUCCAGCUACUAAAUUUCUCCGCUCGCCCAAGUCAAUCAAAACUCGAAUGCUCCUCUGACUUUACGAAUUAUACCCGGCCCGGACACGCAGAAACACGCCGAAGCGCCUGUCGAGACCACACGAUGCUGUUCUUUAGCUUCUUCAAGACCCUCGUGGACCACAAGGUCACCGUGGAGCUCAAGAACGACAUCCAGAUCGAAGGGACGUUGAAGAGUGUGGACCAGUACCUGAACAUCAAGCUGGACGACAUCACGGUGGUGGAAGAGAUUCGAUGGCCACAUCUGAGUUCCGUCAAGAACAUCUUCAUCCGAGGGAGUGUCGUACGAUACGUCCACCUUCCCGCAGCAGAUGUCGACACCGCAUUACUUGAAGACGCAACGAGAAGAGAGGCUGCCCAAACAUCGGCCCGCGCGAGACAGGGCUAGUCAAAUUCUUGUAUCGGGACAUGAACAUAUAUCCGGUACGGAUCACGACGGUUCCCGUCUACGCCGGCGUGGGGUGGCUAUACCGUGAAGGUCCACGCUACCUGUAG
Eremomyces bilateralis CBS 781.70 is the source of this 570-nucleotide messenger RNA. Its product is annotated as U6 snRNA-associated Sm-like protein LSm2. The transcript is spliced from 4 exons. Gene Ontology annotation, cellular component: U4/U6 x U5 tri-snRNP complex; precatalytic spliceosome; U6 snRNP. The record is from RefSeq and is a predicted model, not a curated record. Gene Ontology annotation, molecular function: RNA binding. The coding region runs from base 161 to 463 and encodes 100 amino acids. Gene Ontology annotation, biological process: mRNA splicing, via spliceosome. Lineage: Eukaryota; Fungi; Ascomycota; Dothideomycetes; Eremomycetales; Eremomycetaceae.